CCGGGUAACGCCAUUUUCACGCACCGCGCAGUCAGUCAGUCAUCCAGCCAGUGGACCAGCGAGCUGUCAGCUUCACCGGCGACUCGUCAACUUUUAAUUCAACCCCAUGAAGCCGCCAUCAACUUAGUUUUACGGACUGCCAUGGAACUUAAGGACAACAUGGUUUUCUGUAUUUAUGGUUCCGACUAAAGCCAGUGUUUUGACAGUUAGCCGGUUAGCUAUGUAGCUAGCUGGUCAUUAUUAACGGCGGUUGAUGCAGUGAAACCCAGAGGAACAUAUCCCAUUCAAAGACACUUUGGAUAUUGUGUUUUAAAAGUGACAUACUCUAUUUAUCGGCUAGAGUUGUACCUUUAAAGCAACACCAGUUUCAUUUAAAAAAGACGUGAUUUGGACGUCAAAAAGGCGAGAUAAAUUGACGUUACAUUGAAACUACUUUGGAAACGGAUGUCCCAGAGAACGAAUGCGUGAGGACAUGUCCACCAUGGUGUGCGUGAAGGAGGAGGAGGACCCUGGGGAGAAGCUUUCCCAGGAAGAGAUCAUCUCCCGGACCAAGCAGGUGAUCCAGGGGCUGGAGGCCCUGAAGCAGGAGCACCACUCCAUCCUGGACGGCCUGCUGGGCACGCUGCGCUGCCUGAAGCAGGAGGAGGAGGGCGUCCUGGUGGAGGAGAAGUCCCACAUGAUCCACAAGUCCAUGGAGAUGCUGGAGCUGGGGCUGAGCGAGGCACAGGUUAUGAUGGCGCUGUCGAGCCACCUGAGCUCAGUGGAGUCGGAGAAGCAGAAGCUGCGGGCUCAGGUGCGCCGGCUCUGCCAGGAGAACCAGUGGCUGAGGGACGAGCUGGCCGGGACGCAGCAGAAACUGCAGAAGAGCGAGCAGAGCGUCGCACAGCUGGAGGAGGAGAAGAAGCACCUGGAGUUCAUGAACCAGCUGAAGAAGUACGACGAGGACUUGUCCCCAUCUGAUGAGAAGGACUCUGACUCCAGUAAAGAGAAUCUGGAUGAUCUCUUCCCAGAUGACCACGACGACCAAGCUCCAGGCAUCCAGCCGUCUCAUGGCAGUGCUGCAGCAGCGGCUGCUCAGCAGGGGGGCUACGAGAUCCCGGCCCGCCUGAGGACCCUGCACAACCUGGUGAUCCAGUACGCCUCGCAGGGCCGCUACGAGGUGGCCGUGCCGCUCUGCAAACAGGCCCUGGAAGACCUGGAGAAGACCUCUGGACACGACCACCCAGACGUGGCCACCAUGCUCAACAUCCUCGCCCUUGUUUACAGGGAUCAGAACAAAUACAAGGAGGCAGCCAACCUGCUGAAUGAUGCUCUGGCCAUCAGAGAGAAGACCCUCGGCCGGGACCAUCCAGCUGUCGCUGCCACACUUAAUAACCUGGCUGUCCUGUAUGGGAAGAGGGGGAAGUACAAGGAAGCAGAGCCCCUGUGCAAGAGGGCGCUGGAGAUCAGAGAAAAGGUGCUGGGGAAGGACCACCCGGAUGUGGCCAAGCAGCUGAACAACCUGGCCCUGCUGUGUCAGAACCAGGGCAAGUACGAGGAGGUAGAGUACUACUACAUGAGAGCGCUGGAGAUCUACCAGACCAAGCUGGGCCAUGACGACCCCAACGUGGCCAAGACCAAGAACAACCUGGCGUCAUGUUACCUGAAGCAGGGCAAGUUCAAGCAAGCUGAGACUCUGUACAAAGAAAUCCUGACCCGCGCUCACGAGAGGGAGUUCGGCUCUGUUGAUGAUGAGAACAAACCAAUAUGGAUGCAUGCUGAGGAGAGAGAGGAACAAAGCAAGGGCAAGCAGAAGGACGGCUCACCUUUUGGGGAGUACGGAGGCUGGUACAAAGCCUGCAAAGUGGACAGCCCCACAGUGACGACCACCCUGAAGAACCUGGGCGCCCUCUACAGGCGGCAGGGCAAGUUCGAGGCGGCCGAGACCCUGGAGGAAGCUGCCAUGCGCUCCAGAAAGCAGGGUCUGGACACCAUGCAUAAGCAGCGCGUGGCGGAGGUCCUGAGCGAGCCUGAGGCCCGCGAGAAGCAGCGGAGCCGCGAGAGCUUGACCUCCGACACGGUGAAGUACGAGAGCGGGCCGGACGGUGGCGAGGAAGUGAGUAUGAGCGUGGAGUGGAACGGGGACGGCUCCGGCUCUCUGAAGAGGAGCGGCUCCUUCAGUAAACUGCGAGCGUCGAUCCGCCGCAGCAGCGAGAAACUCGUCCGCAAGCUGAAAGGCGGCGGCUCGUCCCGAGACAGCGAGCCCAAAAACCCCGGCAUGAAGCGGGCGAGCUCUCUGGGCGUUCUUAACGUGGCGGACAGAGCUGCCAUCGACCACUACCAAGAACGAAAUAAUCGUCUGAGUAAAAGUCGUGACCUGAGUGCCAGCCACACGGACCUGGCGCAUUGAAGGUCUGUGUCGACCCACGAGGAGCCUGUGAGGUCACUUCCUGUCCGGCCCCUCCUCACUGUAAACCCCCCUCCCCCCUUCAUUAUCCUUCAGCAUCACAAGUUCACAACAUGUGCUCACUGUACAGGCUGCUUUGCACUUUCUGAAGGUGUGUGGGGUUUUACACAUCGAGGAAGAAGAUGAAGAUACAGUUGUGUGUGUGUGUGUGUGUGUGUGUGUGUGUGUGUGUGUGUGUGUGUGUGUGUGUGUGUGUGUGUGUGUGUGUGUGUGUGUGUGUGUGUGUGUGUGUGUGUCUUAUGUGUGUUAGUGUGUUAGUGUGAGUGAUUGUCCUUUUUCAAUAUGUAAUGCUUUUGCUUACAUGAAAGCAGAUGCAGAGUGGAGCUUUAGUGUUAAACAUUUCUCUGACAGCCCAUUGCUAAAUGGCACGAGUUAAAUCAAAGUGGGUGAACUAGCUUUGCGACCUCUGAAGCCUAAAUCCUAAACAAACCAUGCUAUAAAGGGUCAAAUUCACUUGAUAUUUUGUUGAAUUUUCAUUAUGUUGUUAUCUCAAGAUGGUUACACGUGUGUCUUCCACAUGCUGUUGUUUUUGUGCUUUUUUAAUUUCCCCCUAGUGGAUAUGCUGAAAACUCAGAAAGAAUUUGAAAUAUUGAAAAAAGAACUCUAACAUCCUGUAGUUCACUGUAGCUCAUUCAUUGACGAGGUUUCAGUCUGUAAACCUUCAUCAAGUUGAAUGAAUUUUGUUAAGCACAGCUUUAGAGUUUAUCACAGUUUUCAGAAAGUGAUAUCACUAAUGAGCUCAUGAGGGAAUCAGGAAGUACAUAACUUAAGGAAACUUUGUUAUUAACUUUGACAUAUUAAAUACUUUAUAUAACUUCACCCAUUGAGAUUUAACUCAAGCAAUGAGAUACAGAACAAUGUUUUUAAUUGGUAAAGCUGCAGCCACUGCAGAGAAAGUCCAGCAAUGACGUCUCUCUAGGCUGAACCGGACGUUAGCUUAGCUCUGCGUUAGCUUAGCGCUAAACUACAAUCUGCAGAUUUCUAAAUGAAGUUCUGAACUGGGUUAAUUAAAGAGGCCCUAUUGAGCCUUUUGAGGUUUUCCUUUUCCUGUAGUGUGUUAUAUACUGUAGGUUCUUGUGCAUGUCAAUGGUCUGCAAAGGCUAAAAUCUCAUGUGUUCUCUUAAAUAUGUUUCUCUCCCUCAACACAAAUGUUGGAGUCCUGUGGAGGAAAAACUCAACUCUUUAGAAAAGUGACUCUCCUAAAAUGUUCCGUCCUGCGCUGAUAGAAGAUUUUGCUUUUGCUGUAUGAAGGUCUACGUUUACAUUUGGGUUUAUUUUUGUAAAUGAUGUUUUAUGUUAUUCUGUCCUCGCGCUGCUCUGAAGAGUUUAUCUUUCUAUCUUCCUGUAUAAAAAACGCUCUCAGGAUCUCUCACUGUGGAAGCAUCUCCACUUUUACACUUUAACGGAGAAAAAGUUACAACAUUUAUGUUUACUUCCUGGUAUAUUCGUAUUAAAUCAAGACAACACUUUAAAAAGAGUGGGAAAAAAACAACCAAAAAGUAGAAAUUGUGUAAUUUAGUUAAAUAGAGAUUUAAGAUGCAAAUUAAAAACAUGUAUAUUUGCUUUUACCAAAAUAAGAGGGAGUAUUUCUCCUGUAAAUAGUUAUAAAUAUAGAUAUGGUUUAAUGAUAAAUAUCAUUGUAUGUUAGGGAUUCACUUUUGAAAUAAUUUAAUAAUCUAAUAAUAUACAUGACAACAAAUAACAAAGUUUAUUCUGCAUCACAUAAAUGAAGUUGUAAACUGCAGAACUGCAGAAGUUAUUUGAUAUAUUUUCCUAUAAGACAAUGAAACGCUGAAAACCCUAACACCAGAAAAGCUGUUGGAAUAAUUAAAGAAAAUAUAUAAUCUGCCAGCUUUUGAUACUUAUUUUUGAUAUCUGCAAGACACACUUUUCUGUCUUUAACCAAACAAUGUGGACCCUGAACAGAUUUAGACUUUGUACAUCUUUUAAAAAGGACUCAUGUUUCCAAAAAAACACCAUCAGGCUGAAUUGACUAAAUUCUUCUUCAAGUUCAGAUUUUUGUAAACAAAACAAACUGCAAUCACUGUUAAGGGAUUUUAACUGGGGACAUUGGGACACACAAUUGAAAUAAAUCAAACAUAAUAAUUGUACCGACUAAAUCAAAUCAAAUGUUGAACCUGUGCAUAGUAUGGGGAUUUGUUUUAUAAUAUUGAAGAUAACAUUAACUUUAAUUGUUGUAUGAAGCUUUGGUUUUAUUGUUGGAAAAACUGUCAUUUGUCAUUUAUUUAAUUAAAUAUAUUACAUUCUUUAAUACAAAUGUAAAGAAUUUAAAUGAAGGCUUUCAGUAAAAAUAUUAUAUAUAAAUCUAUUUUUUCCUUAUUAAAAGAACAAAAAUGAAGCCCUGAAAUGUAAAUAAAAAACUAAGAAAUGGAUUUGAUCAAAUGAAUAAUAUUUGUGGUAAUUUUUCCUUCUGUGCCUGCAAUAAUUAAAUCUAAGUCGCGGUGAUUUUUAUAAAAUGCUAAAAAUUAAAUGUUCUGAAUGAAGUGUAUUUUUAUUUUCUUUGUAGCGGUGAUUUUAUCUGUUUGACGUCGCAGAGUCAGGUGUGUUGAAGCUUCUAGUCGACUGUUGAUCAGUCUUCUUAUUGUCAGAGGAUCCACAAAGUAACGAGGCACAUAACCUAAACAUGUUGGAUGGUUUUGAGGAACUGGGCCACAUUUUGGGCAAAUCCAGACAGGCAACACUUAUAGCAACUUGAGUUUCUCCUGAAAACUACAAGAAGAAAACUUUAUAUUACAUUAUAGUUUUAUUUUAUCAUUACUAAUUGUGUCUUUCUAGUGUCUAAUAAUGAUAUGAUGAAUGACAAACUGAAACUGGACACAUGUUAAAAUCUGAUUGGAAGUGAUUUUGAAGUUGUGUUUUACAAUUACACAUAACAAUUACGAAAUAAAAAAGAAAUGUUCCUUUUAAUAUUUGUUUGUAUGUAUUUGUAUAUAUAUUGUAUAUAUACUGUAAUAUAUAUAUAUAUAUAUAAUACAUGCUAAUAAUAUUGCUCUGUUUGAGUAAAGCUGAGGCUGUUGCUUAGUGUUUUGUCAGAGAGGUUGCUCAAACUGUUGCCCCGUGAAAGAAACUAUGAAUCAAAACACAAGACUAUUUCUGAUGACGUGAAUGUAAAUGUAUGGAUUUAUGGAAGUGCAGCCAACAAAGAAAAGUUUUGUGUUUCUUGUGUCCUUUUUUUAUUUCUUCUUCUUAUAGUUUUAUUUGUGUUAUUUCAUCUCCCUGUCUGUGGACCGUGUUGUUGUGUGGAGCGGUGACGUGAACGGUUAAGAUAACAGUAAGGUCUCAGGUUUUAUAUACGUUUUAUUAACAAAAAAACAAUUGAAUGAAUAAGGUUCAUAUCAUAAGAUAUUUUGUUAUGUGUCUGCAGAAAAAUAAACAAACCCUUUUUUCUGCAUCUUCCUCAUGCAUCGCUUCACACAGUGACAUCAGGGCUCCUAAAUCUGCAUUUAACUGGGCACAAUGAUUAAAUCAAUACAAGAUUUAAUGUUAAGUUGUCCUGCAGAAAGUUUUUUUUGUGUGUAAAAGGAAAUUAUUUUGCAGCCCUUCAUGUUAAAUAUGAAACAAAAGUGUCCCCUCUGUAUAUGUUGCAUGUACAGAAAAGGUUCCUGGAUGAAAUUGACAGACGUGUAAGCUUUUAUUGUUUUAGACAGAACUGUAUUCCUUUUAUGGUGUCUAGAGAUUAAUAACAACAACAUAUUCAACUGUGAGUUGUUUUUACUUUCAAAUGUCUCUGUAAUUGUGGAAAGGUUUGUCUGCAAACUGAUUCUACACUCUGCAUUUGAAUAAACAGUCAAAUUCCUCAA
This is a messenger RNA of Gymnodraco acuticeps, 6267 nucleotides long. It is a transcript of the gene klc1a, whose product is annotated as kinesin light chain 1a. Lineage: Eukaryota; Metazoa; Chordata; Actinopteri; Perciformes; Bathydraconidae. The transcript has 16 exons. Gene Ontology annotation, cellular component: membrane-bounded organelle; cytoplasm; kinesin complex. The coding region runs from base 461 to 2389 and encodes 642 amino acids. The record is from RefSeq and is a predicted model, not a curated record. Gene Ontology annotation, molecular function: kinesin binding. Gene Ontology annotation, biological process: axo-dendritic transport.